This is a messenger RNA of Moneuplotes crassus, 748 nucleotides long. The record is from the annotation of a GenBank genome assembly. Lineage: Eukaryota; Ciliophora; Spirotrichea; Euplotida; Euplotidae.
AAUAAAUAAAUUUGAAGUUCACGAAGAAUUAUGAAGCAGAAAAUUAGGAAUUCAGUAGGGGUCAAGGCUUCCAAGGAUAGGCAUCUUAGUAGGAGGAAGAAGGGGAUGUCUAUUACACCUUCAAGCAAGGUGGAGAGCCAUAAGAAACAAGGAACAGGCCUGACAGGGCAGAAUAAGGGAGAUUGUAGUUUUAGUUUUGCUCUUGAUGAAUCUUAUGAAGAGGAUUUAGAGUUUAUGUCAAAAGUUGGCAAUGAACGGAGAAAUUGUCAGACUAUACGCAAAAGAAUUUCAAUAAUAGAUAGUGAUAUUCCAACUAAUAUGAGCUCUUAUGGUGACACCAAGGAAAAGGUUCUAAAGGAACUGGAAAGAUCCCCAUUUUUCAUAAAAUACUCGAUUUCAAGCUCAGACAAAGACGAAUCGGAGAACCAGAGAGAGAACGAGAGUGUGACGCUCUUCGAUGCUCUAAUAGACUCUCAAUCAUGAAUGUCGGGGACAAGGUUGAGUAUGAUAACUCCUGAUGAUAUUUGUAUCAGGAAGAUGCCCAAGACUUCUCCUCAAAUAAUUACUCCUUUUAUGGAGAAAUAUGGGAAGAAGGCGAUGGCCCAAUCCGAAGGCAGAAAGCAGAGAGGAGCUGACUCUUGAUUCACAAGUGUGAGUUACUUUACAUUGAGUAAUUGUACACCCAGGGGCUUCUAUGAAGAAUAGACCAGUCCCUUGGAUGUCUACUUUGAAGUCAUUCUUAAGUUUG